AUGGCCCCGGCCCGGCUGUCGCUGCUGCCCCCGCUGCUGCUGCUGCUGGUGGCGGCCUGCGCCUGGCGGCCGGCGCGGGGCCAGGAGGCGCCGCAGACCCCGGACUGGCGGAUGACGCUGAAGACGAUCCGCAAUGGCGUGCACAAGAUCGACAUGUACCUGAACGCGGCCCUGGACCUGCUGGGCGGCGAGGACGGGCUCUGCCAGUACAAGUGCAGCGACGGAUCAAGGCCCGUUCCUCGCUAUGAAUAUAAACCAUCACCACCAAAUGGCUGUGGAUCCCCUGUGUUUGGAGUUCAGUUUGACAUCGGUAUCCCUUCAAUGACAAGGUGCUGCAAUCACCACGACAGAUGCUAUGAUACUUGUGGCAAUAAAAAAAAUGAUUGUGAUGAGCAGUUUCAGACCUGCCUCUCAAAAAUUUGCAGAGAUGUGCAGAAAACGCUUGGAAUCUCAGAGAGUGUCCAGGCUUGUGAAUCAACUGUUCAGCUGCUGUUUGAUGCAGUUAUACAUUUAGGAUGCAAACCAUACCUGGACAGCCAGAGAGCUGCUUGUAUGUGUCGUUACGAGGGCAAGACAGAUCUCUGAGAGAAGACACCGAGAUCUCGUGGUGUAACAAAGCUGAAGAUCUGGCCAAAAGGAAGCAAGGCUUUGGUUAAAAACUUCCUGCUUUUCAGACAGUGAUACAUUAAACACUGACAUGAAUUUACUGAUUUGAAGAUCACUACAAUAUUCUCAUUCAUGUAAAAAAGAAACAAGUCGUCCUUCUCUCCAUUUUAUGCCAGAAGCUUGGGAACUGAAAUUGCUUUCCUUUGGUGUGUGUUCACCUAGGGUGUGCCAUUGUAAAAUGCUGGUGCCAUUUUAAUGUUCCCAAGAAGACUCCAUAGUGGGGACAUCACAGGCACCAAAGAGUUAUAUUGAAUUCUCAGGUGAUUUUUAAUACAGGUCAAAUUUUAGCUUUGCUAGCAGUUGAAGCAUCUGAUGGGUUCAGCAGGAGAGUGUGUUGUGUGUACCAAUAUGGGACAUCUUACAUAGCCUGUACCUGCGUGUUUCUGCUGCAGCUGCCUUGGGUUCUCUCCCACGUAUGUGCUCCUGCAGGUCUGUUGUUAAAAACCCAGGAAAACGCCCCAAGCCAAUGUACAUGCACUACAUGUUUCUACCUGAUUCUAUAUCAAUGCCUUACUUCUGCAGCACUUUUCAGAUCAAAUACGUUGAUCCUUUCAAGGGCUGUCCAGUAAAAUGAACAGUUUGCAGCCUAAGGAUAUACUUUUGAUUUGACAGAAUGGUGAAAUGUAGUUUCUAUGUUAUUUUUAAAAAAUUCAUCAAAUGUCUGUUUUUGAAUAAAACAUUUUGUGUUGUGUAUUAUAUGCACGGAAAGGAUAUAUGUACAAAUAUGUUGAUUUAUAUUUCUGUUGUGGCACAACUUGGCUACUGUAUUCAUCUUUGCUUUCAUUUAGUCUGUUAUGAAAACCAAAAGCAAGUUCCACAGUUAAGAUCAGUGUGCCCAAAAAACUUAUUUAAGAUUCCCUCUGUGAGGCUGAUGGAUAUAUGAGCCUGUACUUCUGUCACUUGUUCCCUCUCUGACUUCUCUAGCUAAAAUCACCUGGUGUCUGAAUUAUUUGGGGUUUGCUCUCUGUACUUGUUGCUUAUCUACAGGCGUCAGUCCUUAGUUAAAUUCUGCAUUAGGUCCUCUGUUAGAAAGAUAAUUAUUUGUUUUCAUUAAAAAUCAAUUUGCUUUAAAUAUUCACAGGAAAGGAAUGAAAAUUAAAAUUUUGCAUCUGUGAACAGGCAAUAGAAAUUAAAUGCAUAAAAUUCACUGGACUAUAGACUAUAAU
Melospiza georgiana is the source of this 1832-nucleotide messenger RNA. RefSeq names its product phospholipase A2 group XIIA (gene PLA2G12A). Bases 1 to 585 code for a protein of 194 amino acids. Gene Ontology annotation, molecular function: calcium ion binding; A2-type glycerophospholipase activity. The transcript has 4 exons. Gene Ontology annotation, biological process: lipid catabolic process; phospholipid metabolic process; arachidonate secretion. Gene Ontology annotation, cellular component: extracellular region. NCBI's taxonomy places the organism in Eukaryota, Metazoa, Chordata, Aves, Passeriformes, Passerellidae. The record is from RefSeq and is a predicted model, not a curated record.